CGAAAGUAUUAAAUGUCAAAUUAGAAGAUGUCGAUGUAGUUAAAUGGAAUAAGUGUUGUUUGAUGAGGUUCUUGUGUAUGGAAAGCUAACACAAAUACAUGGAAAGAUCACUGACACGUCGAGACAAGAACCAGAUAUCACGAUGGAUUGGCAGGGACAGUCACUUUGAGCUUCUAUACAAAAUUAGCCGGGAUGGAGGAUCAACAGAGGUGUUCCAUGAGUUGUGUGAUAACAAAGGACCCACUGUGACCAUUUUCUACAACACAGACAACAACGUGUACGGGGGGUACCUGUCAGACAGCUGGGAGAGUACCGGAAGCUGGUGUACAGAUCAGCGAGCGUUCUUGUUCAAGCUAUAUUCUGCUGGUAACUGGAAACCAGUAAAGUUCCCAUACGUAACAAAAGAAACCCAUUAUAAAAAUAAAGCAUACGGACCAUGGUUUUAUUCGUUAUAUUCAACUUAUUUAAAUAUAACCACGACUGGUAAACCGCCGUCAAACUAUUACAAUCUUAACUCUUCAAAUUUGUUUGACGGUCAAAGAUUUGACAUGAAAGGAGAAACUGCCCAAUCUGUGGCAAACGGUCACAACAACGUCACAGAUCUGGAGGUCUACCAGGUGAAGGAAGCUUCUUUAGACGAUGAACUGCACUCUUUUUGGAGGGAUUCAGCAGAAUGGAGUCCACAGACUUUUCAAGAAUUAAAAGAAUUUGUCGCAAACUACAAACCUUUUGAAGAGAUAAAAAUCCCAGAGGUCAACAUCCUACUCAUUGGUCCGGUUGGUGCAGGAAAAUCUAGCUUUUUCAAUACCAUUAACACAAUUUUUAAGGGCGAAAUGUCAUCCCGUGCAUGCUCUGGAAGCGCAGAAUUCAGUCUUACACAAAAGUUUUGCAAAUUCCGGGUUCGUGACCCUACUACAAAAAAGCACCUUUGUUUCCGGAUCUGCGACACCCGGGGCGUGGAGGAAGGAGUCUCCAUUAAUGGUGAAGACUUAGGUUUUCUCCUUGAUGGAAACCUCCCAAACAAUUACACUUUUCAACUCGAUUCGGAGGCGUCAACAAAAAUAAUUGGCUUUGUGGAAGAACCGACAGUUAAAGAGAAAAUGCACGUGGUUGUGUUUGUUCUUGAUGGAAUAACCUUGGGCGUCCUGUCAGAGGGGGUCGUCUCAAAACUCAAGGAUAUCAAAAGAAAGGUGGUAGACAGAAGUAUACCACAUUUAGUUUUCCUUACCAAGAUAGACAAACUUUGUAAAUUGGUGGAGAAAGACGUCAGCAAAACAUUCAUGAGUGGAGUUGUAGAAGACGCAGUCAACAAUGCCGCUGAGAUCAUUGCUCUCCCAAGAUCCCAAGUACUUCCGGUUAAAAAUUAUGAGAAAGAAACUACUCUCAAUACGGAUAUAAACAUUCUUGCUUUGACGGCUCUCCGCAAGUCGUUGGUGUUUGCAGAUGACUUUCUGGAGAACCAGUAUGAUUGGCAACAGGAUAAUAUGCAGAUAUUAAACAAAAGGGACUGAGUCUUUCAAAGCAUUGGUCUGAUCCUAAAUGAAUGGGAUUACAUAGUUUGAAAUAGUAUUGUACAUUUAAUCUCAUUUCUAUUUGCAAAUAGAUGUAGCCGGUUUAAAGGUAAAACCUAAGACUGUGAAUACAUGUAUAUGAAUCUGAAAUCCAAUCAGUGGUAGAUGGUCACAUAGUAUUGAAUAAAUAGGUACUAAAAAGUUUUAAAUUGUUUUAAUACAACUAUUAUCAAACACAUUGCAUAUAAACAAAAAACCAACGCCAAAAACUGAUAAAAGACGAUUUAAAAUUUACCUUUUUUUCUUUACGUUCUUUUUCUUGACUGACAAUAUGUCCCGAUUUUAGUCAUUUUUUUUUAAUUUUAGAUAUUAUCAAGUGCGC
Messenger RNA from Magallana angulata, 1893 nucleotides. Its product is annotated as interferon-induced protein 44-like. The record is from RefSeq and is a predicted model, not a curated record. NCBI's taxonomy places the organism in Eukaryota, Metazoa, Mollusca, Bivalvia, Ostreida, Ostreidae. The transcript is spliced from 7 exons. Bases 99 to 1511 code for a protein of 470 amino acids.